UUCUGAAGAAAACAUCUAAAAGUUUUAGAGAAGUUGUUGGUGCAUCGGAACGGAAUACGAGUUUUCAAAAAUUUUCAACGAUUUCGUCUCAUUAUACUUGUACACAGCUUCUUCAGCGAGAAAAAUAUUCGAAAAUUGCGUGUUAUGUCAACAACAUGACAGAAAAUUAAUAAAUGUGGAAAUUACAGUAAUCUAGCUAUUUUUUGAAACUUUUAGGCAAAUUGGUAUUAUUUUUGUAACCUAGCAACGGAUAUAAUUUUUCAAUCACACCCUGAGGUGUCCUUCUGGGAUUGGUAGAAUGAAAAGUCUCUCAACUUUCUUAUGCAAGCAAAAGUUACUUCUUCGCCUGAACUUUUUACCGACCCAUUGCUUGCCGUCGCCAUUUGGCAUUUUUUUUCUGGGGCGCGAGUUCUGGCGCACUCUGCUUCCAUGGUUUGCCGCCCUAACAUUCCUAGGGAAUUAUAUUUCAUUGUUCGUAAACAUAAUGGUAGAUAAAUAUAAAUACUGGCAUGAGACUUUAUUGAAGUGGUUAGAAUCUGGAACCGAGGAACGAAAAGUUGGAAUUGUGGUCCUUGAAGCUUACUAUUUGGGUCUUGGAACUUUUUUAUUAAAUGAUGGAUCUUGUCGCUAUAAAAAUGUUACCGAGUAUUUUAAGGAAUAUUUUAUUGAAAACAUAACCAAGAAUAAAGUUUUCAAUUACGAUAAAAGAUUAUGUUUGCAAGGUCUUUCCUCAUUUUCUGGAGUGUACCAGUUACAAUUAGAACAAGAAGAAAUAAGAAAAGUGUUUGCACUAAUAAUUCAAAAUUUUGAACAAAUAUAUAUACUCAAUCUAGAUCCUUCGGCUGAUGUACUGGAAUUUCUUCCUUUUUAUCUACAAACUGUUGCAAAAUUUCUUCAGUUUAAAUCAGUUGCAAACAAUGAACUAUUUUGUCUUCAGAAAGGGACAAUUUUACUGAUAAAAAUUUUUCCACAAUUACCAUAUUACUGUCACCCUUUGGUAACAGAAGCUUUAAUUUUGACAUUUUAUUAUUUAUCAGUAAACAGCGAAAACAUAUUCGAUACUUUCGCUGAAAAUGUAAUAUUCCAAGGAGUAGUUUGGACGUGUUCUCAUCAACACAUAACAGAAGCAGAACUAUUAGAAACAAGUUCACAAAAGAUUGUUACGAUAAGAGAUUAUAUUAACAUGUGGAAAGCUUUACUGAAAAUCGUACCAGUUCGUAGAUAUGAUAAGUUUGGAAUUUUUUUGCAAGAACGCAAGUACAUUUUGGUUAAGGUAAUUGAUAAAUUAAUGAGGACAUUAUUAAUUCUAAUUAACAAGUUAAACGUAUCGAUAACAUUGAGUGACACUACCGAAGCAGUAACUGACAUACAGUCUGCAUAUAAACUGGAUGCAAUUAACGAUUUUGCAAUUUUUCUCAAUCUGGUGGACUUCUACGAGAAAAUUUUUGAAUUCAUUGAACCCACAGUGUUAAAGAAAAGCAUUUACAAAUUAAUACAUUACCUAAUAGUCAAAUGCGAAAAUCAUCCAUUGAUAAGUGGUUUUUACAAACUUCUUUCCUUUUGCUUAAAAAUCUGCAAAGACAUCAGUUAUUUUAACUGUUCUUCCGAAGACGCUACGAUGUGUCAUUUAACACUAACAAAGUUUCUAACUUCUUUGUUGAAUAAAACACAACAAUUUACUGGCGAUUUACUAAUUGCUUGUCUUCAAGUUCUUUUGGAAUAUCCAAUUCUUAUAAUUAAGGAUAUGUUAACGGCUUGCACUUCAUCAUUUCGAACAAUCUUCUAUGUUGGCCGCACUUCUAUAAACUUAACACAUUUGGCAUUAGAAACUCUGGAAUAUUGGCAAAACGAGAUUGAUAGUGACGAUUUCGAACCGUUUUUGAAGAAAAUUAUUCCACAAUUAGAUUCUUAUCUGCAAAGUAAAACUUUGGAAGGCAUCAGUACUGCCGUUAAUGAUAACAGAAGAAAAACCUCUCAAGCUCUAAAGAAGCGUAAGGUAUUGGUUAAUGUUGAACCAGAACUUUUUCAGCUUCAAGUUAAAAUAAUCAAAUUUGUUGGACAACAAACUAGUUCAUUGUGUGAAGCUUUUGCGAUCUCUGAAGACCAUGCGGACUUAACUGUUUGGACAAACGAACAACAUUUAAAAAUAGCUUUACCCUACGAAGAUAUUAAAGUACAAGUAUACUUGGAUAAAUUUCUUCCAAGAAUAGUAAAUGUUGCUCUCAAUAGCUCCGAUAGGAAAACUAGAAUAACAGCUUGUGAAUUGUUACAAGCUACUGUUAUGAUAUUUCUUGGUACAACUAAACAAAUGUCGCUUUCUGGACUGUCCGACUUGAAUGAGUUGUUGAAGCAUGUAUCUGUUCCGUUGCUUCGAUUAGGAUGUGACAUGGAUCAAGUUGUCGAACAACUUUUUAGACCAUUGUGUUUUCAAUUAAUUCAUUGGUACACUCAUCCUGUUCAAUCACGUAGUGGACAUAGUGCCAUAGUUAUUGAAUCUAUUUUGGAAAGUAUGACUCAUCCAACGGACACGGCUUUACGUGAUUUUUCUGGGAAAUGUAUAAGUGAAUUUGUUAAAUGGACUAUUAAGCAAUCAAAUGAAAAGAAUUUGUCUAAAGAUCCAAUCAACAUAAAAAUUUUGGUGAAAAAGAUGCGGUUUUACAGCUUACAUCCUGAUCCUGAUAAAAAAUUAGGUGCCGCUCUUAUUUUUAAUAAUAUAUACAGAGAUAUUCGAGAAGAAUCGUCCCUUCUAAGCAUGUUUUGGAUAGAAAUUCUUCAUAUAUUUGUGAAAAGCUUAUCGAGUUUAGAAAAUGAUGGAAUCGACAACAACUUAGUUAUACAAAUUAAUAAUGUUUUAAGUAGACUAGAAAGAGGUUUUGUGGAAAAAUCUGAUUUAUUUAAUAACGUUGACGCUCAACGAAGAAUUCCAAGUGAUAUUAAUGGAGACACUUUAACCGAUGUUGUCGUCUGGUUGUUGAAACAGACAGGUUCAAAAAAUGACCACUGUAGAGCAAAGUGUAUGGAAAUAUUUUGUUCAAUUUCAUCUAAGUGUCAAGGAUGUACAAACAUGCACAAUUUUAUACACACAUAUUUUAAUACCGACUGGGUUCAAAAUAUCUACGAGACGUAUUUGAUUCACCAUCCAACUUUAGAAUAUUCAAAAAGCAAUGAGGAAAUUACUCCAAUUAAAUGGAUGCAAGCAUUAUUAUGUGCAUUGGACGGAUCCAUUUUUAUUAUUAACAAUAAGUUAUCAUCAACUUUAAGUGAGACUUGCACAAAAUCCAUCCGCUACUUUCUCGAGAAAAUGUCAACGACUACAUUAGAUCGAGCUUUUGCAUUAAUUGAGACAAAAAUGUGGACAUUUACAACAUUCGAAAAACUACAUUUUGACAAGCAACGUUCACAAGCUGUUCUGAAAAUUUUGCAACUUUUUACUAUAUAUGAAAAUAUAAAUCCGUUUUAUACUUCACAUCUUUGGGAUCUGUUGGUCAACUUUAUAUUUAACCGACAAACUUUGGGAUUUGAAUGUUUUCAGCCGCAAGACGACAUUAACGAAAGUGUCUUGUUAAAAGGAUUUUUUAACACUUUGCCAGAAAGGCCAGCCUGUGAAGUUGUAAAUGUUCUAUUCAAGUACAUAACAGAAAAUUUUAAUGAUGAAUUUGAUUUAAAUGAUCAUGUUACAUUAAAACAGAGAAACAUUGUAAAAGGAAUUAACAUUUUACAGACGUUUCCUUUGAAACAAUUUACUUUCGAUAAAUUUACUAUUGGAAGUGUUGCAAGAUUGUUGAAUAAAUUCAUCCAUUUAGCAGAAGAUAAAAUCAUCUAUUUAGAUGAUCUUCAGAACACCACUUUGUCUUAUUGCAUUUCUGUUUUAAAUUAUGCACUUGAAGAUCAAAAUGAAUUUAAAGUUUUUAUUGAUUAUUUACAUAAAGACUACAAAGUUCAGACUACAAAUUGGAAACAACCAAUACAUUUUGGAACUUACUUACUCACUAUAUUCGAGGAUACCAUAAUUCGUAAACUUAUUACAAGUUUUGAUGUUUUCUUCACUUUCUGCUUGGAAAAAAAAUACGAAAUUGGCAAGACUGUGGAAUUUAUUGUGUACAUUCUGGCUUACACUAGUCUCAGAAAACAUCUUAAAACUCGCAAUGAAUAUGUUGUUAAAACCCUGUUAACAAAUUGGGAUAUUUUUGAAAAAUAUUUCAACGAAAGCAUUUCAAACAUUCAAAUGGGAUUUAAGCUAUUGAAACAUUCAACCCCAAUUAUUAAAUCUAGUAGGCUACAGUCCGAUAAUUUGAAGAAAUGGUUACUUUGGGUGUUGAAUUACGAAACAGGUUUGAUGUGGACAGAAGAAUUUGAGUUGAAGGUUGAAACAGUUGAUUUGUUGUGUGAUAUUAUGGACAAUCUUGAUGAAACUGUCAGUCUGAGAUGUUCCUUGGAAUGUUUUAAAGUCAAAUUGAUCUCAGAAAUUUCAUCUAUUCCUGCAGAAGAAAGAACAUUUAUUUUAAAUAAACUACUGUAUGUAAUACCAAGAGUUAGGGCUUCUGAGCUUUUGGUUUUUAUUUUGGAGAUCUAUGCUAGAAUGUCUAGAGGAGACGAUACCUCAGAUGUGAAGCGUUACAUAACUGAGAAUAUUAUGAAUAAUCAGGAAGAACAUAAAUCUUUUUUGACCAAAUUAUAUCAUUUAUAUUUACACGAAGAUCUUGAUGAUUUUCAAAAAUAUCAAUUGAUUAUUAAUACAAGUUCACUCUUUCAGUAUUGUAACAGUGCUUCAUUUGGAGAUUUUUUCACGGAAACUAUUUCCACGAUACUAUCUGUUUUAAAAGAACCUGUCACUACUGAAAAUUUGGUUAAUAAGAUUCUACAUUUUUUGUUGGUGGAAAUAUUAUUUUUGAGGAGUCCACUACAAAGUGAGGAUACUGAGAUUAGUCGAAUAGCACAAGCCGCUUUACCCAAAAAGCCAAGCAAUAAAACUUUGUUACUUCAACUUUUGAAGUUUACCUUGGAUGCCAUUAAGGAUUCACUUGAUUGUACAAAAGAGUAUGAAGAAUUAUUUCGCUUGUAUAAAUGUCAUUCUUACAAUACAAUGAUUUCUAUUGUAUGCAAUUCAAUGAAGGACGCUAAUUUUUAUACGAAGUUAUUUAUACGUAAGGAAAACAAUAAAGACAUAUUGUGGAAUAACUUAAUUGAUACGAAGAAAACUUACGUAUUUCAAGCAGAUUUCGAUAACAUUCCAAAACAGACAAAAAUCUUACUGAAUAUAAGGGAUGAGAUGAGGCUUCGUAAAAAAAAUGAAAUUACGGAAACGCAGUCUGUGAAAUAUAUAGAGUCUCUACGAGUCUUCAACAGUUCGUUAUCUGAAGAUGUGACAAGGUUUGAUUUUACAAACAGUAUUAUAAGAAGUACGUCAGAUGAGGACGAGAAGAAUAAAGAGGUUCUUGUACAAAGUGAAAUAGAACUGGACUGUACCGAUAUUUCUACUCACAUAUGUAUGGCUAACGUUUGCGGAUUGAUUGAACAUAUGUUUAGAACUGGCAUUACUGAAUUUCCCGAUGGUGAAGAAGAAUACGAGUUACCUGCUUGGAUGCAGGGGAUUAAAAUUUUAUUACUCGAUGAAAACACCUCAAAUAAUGUUAAAAUAUUUUGGGUGAAGGUUAUCGAUAACACUAUCCACAUUUUUAAACAUUUUUCCAAAUAUUUUACGGAACCACUUCUAAAAUUUAUCGGUGAUCGAAGUGCUGGAGAAAUUAUGAAUUAUUUUGUAGCCGAUGUGGUUGCAAUAUUGGCAGCAUGGUGUACUGAGAUCACAUUAGAAACACAAUCGGAAAUUCAACUCGCAUCAGCACUUAUCGCUUUCCUUAUCAAUAAUCUUAAAAAUGAAAGACAAGACGUAUUUAAAUAUCAUCUUCAACUAAUUCGUCUCUUAGUUGAAGCAUGGAAAUCUUCAAUUGAGGUUCCUUAUGAUUUAAUUUAUUCGAAACUGAGAAUUGAACCAACUUCUAAAGCUGUGGAAAUCGGAAUACAUGUGUCUUCAAUAUUUUUAGCCAACAAAAUUCUACCAUGGAAGGAAAACAGUACCGAAUUUUGUAAGACUCUUUUUAACAUAAUUAGAAAUACCAAAUUGAAAACCAUAUAUAAACCUUGUGCUGAAACGUUAGGACUUAUACUACAUGAAACUAGUCAUGAUUUACCAAAACUUUGUGGAAAUGUUCAUGCAUUGUUAAAAAAAAUUAGUGAACCAGAUAAGUAUGCUCUUAUUUUAGAAGGGCUUGUUUUACAUUAUCCGCCAAUUGUCAACGACCAUUACUUAAACAGUCUACUAAGCCGAAUUCAUGGAGUUCCUAAGCCAUUAAAGAUAAUUUAUUUGCGAAUAUUAUUAAGUCGCUGGGAUGUUAUGAGCAAAAUUGAUGAUUUUAAAACGGAAAGAUGGGAUGCUUAUAUUGAAAAUGAUCACUUAGAAGUACAGCUUUUAGCUUUGGAAAUUGUACAUAAAUGUUUGAAUGUCUUGAGCUCUGUUCCCUUUUUUCCAAAGAUUGUUGUAUCUGUCUGCAAAAAUGUUUCAAACUCAAACGUAUUGUGCAGAACUAAAAUGUUUGACGUAGUAAUGGCCAUUUAUCAGAUCGGAACAAUUUCACCGGAAGUUAAAAAUGCUUGCAAAACUGUUCUCGUUCAAGGACUUUGUGAUGAAGACACUGAAAUUCGAGAAAGAGUCUACAAUUUUUGGAAAAGCAAUUCGUAUUUACCUCAUCACGUUGCGGAGAGAUUUUCAUAUUUGUUAAAGAACUUUUAUGAAGAAAGCACCGAAAGUGAUUUUCUUGGAAACUGCUGUUACUAUUUGAUCGAACGUUUGAAGAUUGCGGAUGAAUAUAACAAAAUGCUUUUUGAACAUCCUUUGGAAGAUUGUAACUUUGAAGAUUAUUAUUUAGAAACAAAUUGGCGCGCACGACACUUAUCUGUUGUUCCAUUAUUUGCCGAAACUGUGAGAAGUUUGAGCGGCAGUCUCCAAACAUUUGACCCGAACACCACUAAACUUAGACAGACACAAACAUCUCUUGAAUUUACACCGACACAAAGCGUUAGAUCUAAACAAUUUUCUCAGUACACGAUGAGUGAAAGUAGUCUAUUCAUUAAAACUGAUGAAGAUAAAACGUUUAUCAACCCCAAUUCAAUCAAUUUAUCUUACAAAUAUCGUAUCCCUAAACGACGCUUUCUCAGGGAUAAAUCUAAAGUGCAAAAUUAUUUUGCCCAACAGCAAGUGAAAAAGUCAAUUGAUAAAAUCGAACAAAGAAAAGAUUUUGCUAAAGAACGUGAAAAUAAAGUGACGAUAUAUCGAAGUUACAGGAAAGGGGAUUUACCAGAUGUUCAAAUUACUCUUCAGGCUGUUUUGGAACCAUUACAAGUUUUAGCUUUACGUGAUAGAGAAAUUUCGAAAAUUUUAUAUGAAGAAUUCUCCAAAAGUAUCUUGGAAAAACGGAAAAGUGACGCCAACUUCAUUCAUGAAAUAUCAAAUGGCAUACAAACAAUAUUUAACAAUUCAACCGAAUUUAGUAGGAAUCUUUUUCGUGCUCUGUUUAAUGCGUUGAUAUUUAGCAAGAAUUCCAUAAUAUUUCCCCCGGAAUUAAUAGUAAGCGUUUCUCAGUUAAGCGGUUUAAGAGGUCUUGGAGCAUUGCUUCUGGAAGAAUAUUUAAUAUCGUACGAUGUGUCAGAAGUCGAACCAAAAAAAUCACGUGGAAACCAAUUAAGUAAAGACACAAACCUUUGGAUAAAAUUGGCGGAGCUAUAUAAAGAAAUGGAGGAAUGGGAUGUUGUCAAAUCAAUUUUCCUCGAGAAAACACAAUGUCCCCUAGAAGUCAAAAAUGCUCUUCUUGCCGAGUCGCAAAAGCAAUGGAAGGACGCUCGAGAUUUGUAUCAGCAGUUGUUAGAAACUGAUGACGUUAUUGAAAGAAAAGAUUUUUAUUACGAAUCUUAUUUCAAGUGCUUUGCACAUUUGGGAGAAUGGACUAAUUUAGUAAGUUCUAUAGAUUCUAUCGUUUCACAAAACGCCAGUGAAACCUGGGAUAAUUUAUGGGAUCAAGGUUUUAAUCAGCAGAAACUUCUGCCAUGGUAUAUAAGUGGACACUUGAAAAAUAUUCUGUUCACUGACAGUUGUACACAUCAAUUUCUCUCAAAUCUCAAUACUACCCUAGAAUCGAAUCACCUGACCUAUUUAGAAACACAUUACCUUGAAGAAAUUACAAUGUUAUGGAUUUUUAAAAAUGACAUGCAAGAGGCCGAAUACUAUCUAAAAAUUUACAUCAGCAACUUUUUAGAAUACUGGCAACAAUUAGAUUCGUUUUACGGAAAUCUAAGAUACGCAAAAUUAUUAAGAUUGCGAAAUAUGAUUGAUAUCGACAAAUUUUUAAAUGGGUUGAAUAACAUUACUAGCGAUAAUGUGACGGAAAUUGAUGGUUUAAUAAAAUAUUGGAACAGAACAGCAUUUGAAAAUUUACCUUCUAUUUUAUUAAAAGAAGAGAGGGUUUUGUACCGAAAGCAAUUUCUGCGUACAUUAGUAAAAAAAGUUGAAUCAUUUGAUAAUGAUGAUUUUGCAAACAUAUUAACGAAAUUAAAUGAUGUCAGCCUCAAAUUGGAUGAAGAUAUUUUAGAAGCAGCAAUUGAAGAAAAUAAUUUUUACAUGACGAAAAAAUAUUUAAAUCUUUUGAAUAACAGAAACGUUUUAAAAACGCAAGUUAUAUUAAGCAAACUGGCAUAUAUUAAAUCAAACAUGCUUAAUGACUCGGAACAAAAAUUUAAUGUGAUGUUACAAGGGACUAAAUCACUUAUUUCUAUAUUUCAAGAAGACGGAACAACAUUUCUUAAACUUUUAGCCCAUAUUACUUUUUUCAAACAUCUCGAUUACAUUUCUUCACUUCUUACUGAAAACGAAGAACUACUUCGGAAUCAACAAUCAAAUUUAAUGUCUUUGAUUGAAACAACUCGGAUUGUCUCUGCAGAAGAUGUUGCAUUCUACGCAGCUAACAAGCUGAAAUCGUUUCUUCACAAUUGCAAAUCUUCAGAGGAUUGCAUGGCAGUUGCUGAUGCUUAUGUUCAAUUAGCUUAUUUUGCGAAGAAGCAAGGAAGAAUGUAUUUCAGAGACUUUAUGUUAUUCACUUUAAGAGCAAUGAAAUUUAAUUCAAAGGAGGGCAAACAACUUUUUCCUUGUGUUUUGAUGGAGCAAGAAUUUAGCCCUGAAGAACAACAACAAUUUGUCGCAGAGACUGAACAAAUACCAAUAUGGAUGUUCUUGAAAUGGAUUCCACAAAUACUUGUUACUAUAGACUCCUCAAAAAUAUCUGUUACAAAAUCGCUUGUGUUAAAAAUUGCUACUAUGUACCCACAAGCUAUAAUACAUGCUUACAGGCUAAGUAAAGAGAACUAUAAAUCUGAACAUCUGGAAGCUAAGAAAUUGAUUAAAACACUGGACGAUCUUUUGUUAAUCAAUCCAGGAGCAGAGAAAUUUUUGAAAGCUUUGUCCUUUAUAGGAAUUCCAGCUGCUAUCUUAAUCUAUUACGUUAGAAAAAUUAUAAAACUAGUUCUUUCAAAUGAUCUAGAUCAAGCCAAAAUUGUCUACGAUUUUAUUUUAAACGAAGUUUUCAACAAAGCUGACUCACGUGAUGUUAAUUUACUCCAGGGAAACAUGUUCAAAACGAUUGCAAAAUAUGAAAAGGAUUUGAAAAACAUUGGACGAUUAUUAAACAAGUCUUCAGAGUCGUCAAACCUUCUUAAACAACUUCAGAAAAUUAACUCAAGUUUAGGAAAUACACUACAGGAUCGAAAGGAAAAUCAGAAGAAUUCGCGUCUACUUAAAGACUAUUGUCCUUGGUUGGCUAAUUUUUCCACAAACAAAAGUAAUUUUGAACUUGAAAUUCCUGGUCAGUAUGAUGGUGAAAGGAUACCACUUGUUCAACACCAUGUUAAGAUAUCCGGAUUUUCUCCAAACGUUUCCAUAAUGAGUUCAUUGCGAAAACCUAUAAAAAUUAUAAUUUUGGGUAAUGAUACUAAGGAGUAUCCGUUUCUUGUAAAAUUUGGUGAAGACGUUCGACAGGAUCAACGAAUUCAACAGCUUUUUUCGUUGAUGAAUAAUAUUUUUCAAAACGAUAUAAAUUUGAAAGGACGUGAAUUUCAUAUACUUACGUACCAGGUCAUACCAUUAACAACAAGUUUAGGUAUAAUACAGUGGAUUGGCAACACAAAAUCUCUGCAGGAAUUUUCUCAAAGUACGAAUGAUCAGAAUUUUGACAAAAUUGUUGAAACUUACACAAAAUGGAUAUAUACGUCAGCAAAUCAACAAGCUUUAGAUGCUUAUGGAAGAGCAGCAAUGAAGUAUUCGCGAGAAAAAACAUUAGUUAAGUUCAAAACAUUGGUUAGCAUGAUUAGCUGGGAUGUUUUCAGAUCUACAUUUUUAAAAUUAAGCAGCAACACUGAAGGCUUCUUUGCACUUCGAAAUAAUUUUAUCAAAAGUUAUGCAGUUAUGUGUGCUAGCCAUUGGAUAGUAGGUGUAGGAGAUCGCCAUCUAUCAAAUUCCUUGAUAUGUUUGAAUAGCGGUAAAGUUUUGAGUAUCGAUUUUGGUCACGCCUUUGGUACAGCAACACAAAUCUUACCAGUGCCAGAACUGGUUCCAUUUCGUUUAACACCUCACAUUGUCAACUUAAUGGAGCCUUUAGGAGCGACGGGGUUAUUUAGGGAAAUCAUGGUGCAUUGCUUGCGAUCUCUAAGAACGAAUUCUGCUUCUUUAUUGUCUACUAUGAAUGUUUUCAUUGAAGAACCUUCACUUGAUUGGCUAGAGCAUGCUUCGAGAUUUCGAACUGGUGUGGACACAUCCAUUUGUCAGUGGUAUCCCACCCAAAAAAUAGAACAAGCUAGAAGAAAACUGGCUGGAGCAAAUUCCGUCAGUAUUAUGAUUGAAGAUUUAAUUGCGGGGCACCAGAAAAAUGAAGCGUACAUGAAGGCUUAUAUUGCGCUGGUUAAAGGAAGUCCAGAUUAUAAUGUACGAGCUAGAAUGUCAGAAGAUGGUUUGUCAGAGGAAGAUCAAGUAGACUGUCUUAUAGAUCAUGCUAAUGAUUACAAUUUACUUGGAAGGAUGUUUGAAGGUUGGGUCGCUUGGAUCUGAACUCAAAUUAAGUCUAUUAACUAAAAUUACUAUUAGUGUACUCUAAAAUGUAUUCCAGUUGUCUCGAUUAAAUUUUUACACUUA
Tribolium madens (black flour beetle) is the source of this 11227-nucleotide messenger RNA. RefSeq names its product DNA-dependent protein kinase catalytic subunit-like. The transcript has 14 exons. NCBI's taxonomy places the organism in Eukaryota, Metazoa, Arthropoda, Insecta, Coleoptera, Tenebrionidae. Bases 299 to 11143 code for a protein of 3614 amino acids. The record is from RefSeq and is a predicted model, not a curated record. Gene Ontology annotation, molecular function: protein binding; DNA-dependent protein kinase activity. Gene Ontology annotation, biological process: double-strand break repair via nonhomologous end joining; intrinsic apoptotic signaling pathway in response to DNA damage; telomere maintenance. Gene Ontology annotation, cellular component: nucleus.